Messenger RNA from Culicoides brevitarsis, 883 nucleotides. RefSeq names its product ejaculatory bulb-specific protein 3-like. The record is from RefSeq and is a predicted model, not a curated record. The transcript is spliced from 2 exons. NCBI's taxonomy places the organism in Eukaryota, Metazoa, Arthropoda, Insecta, Diptera, Ceratopogonidae. The coding region runs from base 104 to 490 and encodes 128 amino acids.
AUUUGGAUCACAGUCAAUUAAAACAACUCAAAAUAACAUCAUCUCCUCUUCUAUUUUUACUUCUAUUCAUUUUAUAAAUUAACUUGAUUAAACGCUGAAAAAGAUGAAAUUCUUGAUUGCCUUAAGUUUGUUGCUUGCUGUUGCCGCAGCAGCGCCCGCCGAACAAAAAUACACGACAAAGUACGACGGCAUCAAUUUGGAUGAGAUUCUCAAGUCGGAUCGUCUCUUCAACAACUACUACAAGUGCUUGAUGGAUGAGGGACGUUGCUCGCCCGAUGGCAAGGAAUUGAAGGCACGUUUGCCCGAUGCCCUCAAAACGGGAUGCUCGAAAUGCAGUGAGAAACAACGCGAAGGCACCGAAAAGGUCUUGCGCUACAUCAUUGACAAACGCAAGCCACAAUGGGCAAAAUUACAAGCCAAAUAUGACCCUGAAAACAUCUACACCAAAAAGUACGAAGACGAAGCUGCAAAACGCAACAUCAAAGUUUAAAUUCGGUCAAACAUUAUUGUGAUAUACUUAACAAACGAACAAAAAUACAAAAAAUUCACACGAAAAUUUUUUUUGCCCCGUAAUUUAUGUCAUCCAGUGUGAUGCAAUUUCUUAACAAACAAAACACAAACGACAAACAAAAAUAUAUAGAUGAACGACCAUCGGUUUUAUUAAUCUCUGAAAUUCCCUCCAAAUUAUUAAAUAUUAUUAAAUUUUAAGCUUUUAACAUAGGAAUUUAUCGUACUUAGUUACUUUUUUAUUUAUUAUGUCGCCAAAUGUGUGUAAAAAGCCCCUUUUUCACAACACUUUGUACCCUACUUUAUAAAAAAAUAUGUUAAAAAUUAAUUAAUGGGAUAAACUCAAUAAAAAAAAUUAAAAAAAUUAUUUUUUUUU